AUGCGAUUCGCAAGCCUUUCGUUUUUCCUCUACUCUCUGUCCCUCGUGGCCGUCACGGCUGGUCAGAGCCAGGGAGCCACUGAUUCCGUCGCCGACGUGACUUCGGCGGCCUCUAUUCCCACGGCCUCACAAGCGACCACGACCUCGACGACCUCAACGACCUCGACGACCUCGACAACCUCGACAACCUCGUCAUCCCAGUCCACCGAGACUACUUCAUCUACCACCUCCCAGGGACCGACAAAGACAGAUCCCGCCGGCACAACGAAGUCGGAGGAAACCACCUCGUCCACUACGUCCAAGGACACCACCAACCCUCAAACUACACCAACGGCAUCUUCCACAAGCUCUACCAAGGAUACGACGCCGGACACCACCAAAUCCAGCGAAGGUACCUCCCCCACUGAUAGCAGCAACUCCAAUACCGCCGCGAGUGAGAGCGAGGUUGUGACGACGAUUACUUCCACCCGCACCAUCAACGGAACCCCAGUUCCAACCACCUACACCACGACUACUCCCAAGAGUGGCUCCUCCAGCGACUCUCCCAGCUUGAAUGGUUCGGCCUCCAAAGACUCCGGCUCUGGUCUCUCUUCAUCGCAGAAGAAGAUCAUCAUCGGUGUUGUGGUGGGUGUUGGUGGUGCUAUUGUGAUCGGUGCCAUCGCUGUGGUGGUCUGGAGAAUCCACGCCAGAAGAAAGGCGACCGACCACGAUGACGCCGCCGAUCUCAUGAGCGGCACCGCUGUUGGCAGUGGUGUGCGAGAGAAGGCUCCCAGCCCGGGUGCUGGCGGCACUCCAUUCAGAAGUACUCUCGAUCAGUACCACAACCCUGGGCCUGUCAACGCUGCGUCCAACUUUUAG
Molecule: messenger RNA, 858 nt
Organism: Aspergillus clavatus NRRL 1
Lineage: Eukaryota; Fungi; Ascomycota; Eurotiomycetes; Eurotiales; Aspergillaceae
Gene: midA
Product: putative cell wall protein
Exons: 1
Coding region: 1-858 (285 amino acids)
Source: RefSeq, a predicted model, not a curated record